Sycon ciliatum is the source of this 4257-nucleotide messenger RNA. RefSeq lists its product as uncharacterized. The record is from RefSeq and is a predicted model, not a curated record. Gene Ontology annotation, biological process: DNA integration. Gene Ontology annotation, molecular function: nucleic acid binding; zinc ion binding. The transcript has a single exon. Bases 1 to 4257 code for a protein of 1418 amino acids. NCBI's taxonomy places the organism in Eukaryota, Metazoa, Porifera, Calcarea, Leucosolenida, Sycettidae.
AUGGCGGAUGGUGCUAAGUCACAGCCGGACAUCAACCAACUGGUGCAGCUGAUCCAAGCUCAAGUGCAAGCAUCUGCCCAGCGCGAUGCGCAGCUCCAAACUCUGUUGCAGUCAAUGUCGCAAGGAUCAUCAAGCAGCACGAGUGCACCUGCUUCGUCUGCUCCUGCUCCAUCCACCAAGCUCGUCGCUGUGGAUCGGCCCAUAUUGUUGUCGUCGGCGAAUCUAGCUGAAUUUGUAUCGUGGAGCGAGGCCUGGGAGGACUACUCCCGGUGUCAGCUGUUGUCAGCGCAGCCCCGCGAGACAAGGAUGGCCGCGUUUAGGCAGGCCUUGGAUGAGGACCUGCGACGUUUCGUUCGUGAAGGUGUGAUUGUGGUGCCAAACACCCAUGAUGUCCCGGAGGCCAUGGUUGAACUACGCAAGUUCAUCCGGCGCCAGCGCAACCCCCUGCUGGACAGGAUUGAAUUUUACCGCCGUGCCCAGCAACCUGGAGAGACGUUCGACGCGUGGUACACAUCCCUGAGGGAGUUGUUUCAUGCGUGCAACUUCUCCGGGUUGGAUGUCUGUUCGACAUGUUCAGGGCGUAUGUGUCAAACAUGCCAGCAGUCGCUCCAGGCUAACACGGAUGAAAUUCUGCGAGACCGCAUUGUUACCGGCAUCCUGCAGGAUGACGUUCGACACAAGCUGCUGGCAAUGAAGGAUCUAACCCUGGCAACCUGCGUCGACCUAUGCCGCGCCGAGGAGGCUGCCAGUCAAACCUCGUCACGUAUCCCCAGUCAGGCCACUGGAGACGCGUCCGUGAGUGCCGUUCGUUCCAGCUAUAAGAAGCAGAAAGGAAUGGCAUCCAAGCAAGCUCGAGCACCCGCAGCCAAGGAUACCAAGUCUGGCAGCAAGCCCUCGCCGGACAAGUGUCCCAACUGUGGCCGCACCGCUCAUAGCAAGCGACCCUGCCCUGCUGCGGAUCGCAAAUGCAAUGGCUGCCAACGCACCGGUCACUUCUUAUCCAUGUGUCCGUCUGCUUCUAAGAGGACUGUCGGUCAGCUGAAGCUGCAACGUGCCGCGUCCUCCCGUGAAGGGGCUACCAUAGCCGUCAACACGCAGCUCGUGUCUGCCGACAAGCCAACCAGUUUGCGCUGGCUUCCUGACACCGGCAGCGACAUCAACGCUAUUGGCCCUGCACACCUCGAGCUCCUCGGAGACUUUAUUGAGAAUCUGCCUACCGACAAGGAUGUUGUGCGCACCGCUGAUGGCGCACCCUUGACCAGUCUUGGCAAGAUCCAGGCGACCUUGACGCUCGAUUCCGUCACACACGACACCACACUGCACGUGUACAAAGGCCUGGAUGAGGCACUGCUAUCCCGCCAAAGCCUCUGUGCCUUGAAUCUGUUGCCUGCUUCUUGGCCCUCCGUGUUUGUCCGUUCUGCCCGUACUGAACCCAACACGGCCCGGCAGCUCCAACAGCAGCUUCUGGAAGAGUUUGCCGACGUUUUCGACAGCUCACAGCUUCCACCAAUGGAUGGUCCGCCCAUGGACAUUCAGUUGGAACCAGGUGCAGAACCCAGCUGCGUCCGCACUGCUCGCACCAUACCGUUUGCCUACCGGGAUCAGAUAAAGUCCCAACUGGACAGUAUGGUCGAUGAUCGCAUUAUCGAGCCAGUCACAGAACCCUCUGCGUGGUGCCAUCCAAUCGUUCUCGUUGAGAAGAAGGGCACAACUGAGAUGCGACUGACUGUGGACCUUCGAAAGCUGAAUGAUCAGGUACGCAGACCCACCCAUCCUGCUCGUACACCACAUGACGCAGUGGCAGCCAUCGGCAAAGCCCGCUACUUCACGAAGCUCGACGCCCGACAUGGCUAUUGGCAAGUCCCGCUGUCCGACGAUGCCAAGCCGCUCACCACCUUUAUCACACCGUGGGGGCGGUACCAGUUUCUUCGCAACCCGCAGGGCCUUGUCUCGGCUGGUGAUGUAUUCAACUCCCGUACCGACGCAGCGUUUGAUCGCCUCACCAACUUCGUAAAAGUGGUUGACGAUGGUCUUGUGUACGAUACGGAACUGACGACUCAUUUCACCCACGUUCGUGACGCUCUGCUCCGCGCCCGUCAGCACGGCAUUACCCUGAGCGCCAAGAAAUUCGUCUUCGGCGUCCCAGAAGUCGACUACUGUGGCUACCACAUCAACACGGAUGGGUACACCGUUGACAGUGACAAGACGGCAGCCAUCACUGAUUUCCCAGUACCCGUUAAUCGCACUGACGUCCGCUCAUUCUUCGGGCUAAUCAAUCAGUGUAGUGAUUUCUCGCCCCGUAUCGCACAGCUCAGCGACCCGCUUCGCCCGUUGCUGAAGUCCACGAAUGUGUUCCUGUGGGAGUCGGCACACACUGACGCGUUUAACGCCGUCAAAGCUGCCCUGGCUUCUCCCCCGAUAUUGUCGUUCUUUCAGCCUGGCCGACCGCUUCGGUUAGAAACUGAUGCGUCCGUGAAGAACGGACUUGGUUAUGUUUUGUGGCAGCAGCAGGGCGACACCUGGUGCAUACUCCAAUGUGGAAGCCGGUUCCUCUCUGAUGCCGAGACGAGAUACGCCGUCAUUGAGCUUGAAUGCCUUGCAGUUACCUGGGCAGUACGCAAGUGUUCGAUCUAUCUCUCCGGUGCUCGGUUUGAAGUUAUUACCGACCACCGCCCGCUCAUCCCUAUUCUGAACUCCUACUACUUGGAUCAGAUAGAGAAUCCCCGGCUGCAGCGGCUCGUCCUGAAACUUCGGCCCUAUCAGCUACACGCAACCUGGCGGAAAGGCACGGAUCAUGCUUUCCCUGACGCUCUGUCCCGCCAUCCAGUCAGCGACCCCUGCCCUGACGAUGAACUGGGUGAGAGUACUGCCUCUCAGGGCGCUGCUAUCCGUGUGUGCACGCUUGAUACGUCUGGUGGCCUGAAGUACCACGCGCUCCGCUCCGCCGCCCAGGCCGACGCUGACUACCAGUGCCUAGUUCAGUUCAUCGUGUCUGGUUUCCCUGCUAAGAGGUCCCUCAUGCCUGAGUCACUCCAGCCGUACUGGAAUGGUCACGAGCACCUCUCUAUUGACAGUGGUUUAGUGAUGAAAGGACCCCGUCUCUUGAUUCCCGUCGCUCUCCGGCAGCGUGUCUUGUCUGAUCUGCACGCAUCCCAUCAAGGAUUGACGCGCACGAAGUCCCGUGCCCGGCAGAUUGUAUUCUGGCCACGAUUGUCAGCCGACAUCGAGCAUGUUGUCCGCAGUUGUGACAAGUGCCGCCUGCACAGCGCCUCACAACCGAAGGAGCCACUCCGUGUGGACGAUCGUGCUCCAGAUCUGCCAUUCCAGCAUUGCAGCGCCGACCUGUUUGAGUGUGAAGGCCUGCAGUAUCUAGUGUAUGUGGACCGACUAACCAGCUGGCCCUGCGUUGCCAAGCUCGGACGCACUGCCUCCUCUGCAGACGUCAUUCGGUCUCUUCGCCGCUGGUUUCCUGACAUUGGUGUCCCCGAGGUACUUACCAGUGAUGGUGGCCCUCAGUUCCAGUCCCAUGUGUUCGCUAAGUUCUGUGAUACCUGGCACAUCCGUCAUGCUAAAUCCUCUCCCCAUUAUCCGCAGUCGAAUGGGCUUGCCGAGAAUGCCGUGAAAGCCAUGAAGUCGCUAAUUCACAAGACCACUAGUAAUGGCGACCUCGACGUGGAUUCCUUUCAACGUGCGUUGCUUGAGUGGAGGAAUACCCCGAACGCCACUGGUCAGAGUCCUGCCCAAGCUCUCUACGGCCGGCCUCUGUCGUCUUUUGUGUUUGCCCACCAUUCCAGCUUUGCUCCUGCAUGGCAAACACACGCUAAUGAAGUUGACCAGCGCUCAUCACACUACCUGGAGUCGACUCAGCAGCAUUACAACCGCUCUGCUCGGUCCCUUCCUCGUCUGUCUCUUGGAGCACAUGUCGACAUCCAGCAUCCCCGGACCAAGUUGUGGUCAGCUCAUGGCUCAAUCGUAGCCAUUGGUCAGCACCGGGACUACUUGGUGAAACUUCCAAGCGGCCGCAUCUAUUGGCGCAACCGCCGUUUCCUCCGACCAAGAGUCUCUCCUACACCCCCGCCAGCUGCAGCCGUCCCUACUGUUUAUGCUCCAGACGCGGCACAAGGCCAGACACCAGUUGCCUCUAUUGCCCCUGGUGUACAUGCCCCAGCACAGCCUGCACCACGCCGCAGUCAUCGCCAUCGGCAGCAGAAUGUCCCGUUUAAUGUGAUAUCCACACGCGGACAAUCUUAUGACUGA